UCUUUGGCCCCCACUGCACUGGCUUUUGAAAACUUCGCGCCAAGUUUUGUAUCAGGCGUAGAUAACCUCAAUAUUUUCUGACAACAAUGUGCUUCAAUAAAUGAUUUGAUUUAACAAAAAAAGAUUCGAGAACGGAACAGAAGGAAAAUGCAACCGGAAAUGCUGGGAGACUUACCUUAUUGCAAGGGCUUAUGGCUCGUUAUCUCCGGCACCACCAGUCGCUGCGAGAAGGCCCUCGUGGAUGACGAAAUAAAGAACGCCACCGACCUUCUGAAAAAUGGCCUUAACUACUUCAAGAAAUUCACUGAGUCCUCUCUCCAGAAAUAUGACAAAACAAAUCCUCGUCCGAAAAUGUACGAUCUUAUCUCCAAGCUCUCGUACCUCUUGAACCUCGAUGCCAUCAUUGCCUCAGAAUUGACCCUGAACUACAUGGUCUACGAAUACCGUAGUUGCGCUGAAACGUUUGCCACCCAGCUUGCAGAUUUAACAUCUCUGAAAGUUUUCAUUGAAGAACUCUGGAAUUUUUAUUACUCAGAACGAAUAACUAUGAUAAAAUGUUUAAAAUUGAUGAUAGAGUACAGAGACAACCCCAACCACCCUUAUCAAAAAGAAUUCUCCAAGUUCUUCGAGGAGAACCCCUUGAAAAUUUUUCUUCAAUCCACCCUAGAGCAAAUAGAGCGCUUAAAGUUCACAAAUAUAGCCUCCAGGUCGCACUUGAUCACCGAAGAACACCUCCACAAGCUCUACAACAGCAAUCUAAUUGAAAUGAGAGAACUCCUCCAGAUAUCAACAAUGAUCCUGGACACAAUUCGUCCAGACACUUUCGAGAAUCUCUACUCCAGCAUCUGCGGGGAACCGCGACGUCUCUCCAGUUCCAAAAGCCACGAGGACAAGGAAAUAAUCUCCAAAAGGCUUGAAGAAAUUCGAAAAUGUCAAUCUGCCCUCCACAUUGUUAUCUUGGACAUAAAAAAACACUCUGAACUUGUUGACGAUACAAAUAUCGUUGAAACCUGGUUGAGGGAUGUGAGGAGAGGUAUGCAGGAUACUCUGGAGCAUAAAUGCCUGCGAGAGAGUUCUCCAGAGGACGGUCCAUUGCUUCUCUCUUGGAUGGUAGCAAACUAUGCUAUCGAGCCGGAAAACUCAGAGACAUUAAGCCUCUUUCGACCUUUUGGAGUUCGUGCAGUUCACCUAGACGUUUUUAGGUACCUUCAGGGUCUACUUGAGGCUGAGAUGAUUAAGGAAGAAACUCGAUAUGCACAAAUUGUUCGGGGAAGUGCUUACAAUCUCUUAUCUCUCCUCUGUUCUUUCAUGGAUGAAGAUAAACUCAGCACUUUUGAAGGGAUUUUCGAGGCAGUUGCAUCAGUUUUUCGUUUUUCAGAAAUCGCAGCUGAUUUUUGGAGAGAUAGGGAUGAAGAGAGAGGUCUUUGGCCCUUCUACCACCGAGCUGCAGCCCUCUUCCCCUAUCGAUUCGAACCAUUAACGAUAAUUGCUAUGGCCCUUGCAGCUGCAUCAUCCUCGAGUGCUCAGAAAAUAACAGAAAAACUUGAACAACUGUCCACUCUCACUCUUCAAGUUCCCAGGCAUCGCAACAGCAUCCUAUCACGAACUUCACGACUAGGGUUGACUUAUCGUCCUUAUAAAGGGGAUUGCACACUCCAUCGAAAUGAUUUCGAAAUCCCUGAGGAUUGCGAGAGGAUUGUUCUAGAUGGAGACCUUAGUGAUUCAGAGAUAAUUCUGUUUAAGAUAAAAGGGAGGUAUGGAGAUGCCUUUCAUCAUAAGAUUGAACAGCUGUUUGGACAUGCAGGUGGAGGAUUGAUGAACGUGAGUGACCUCCAAACGAGUUUAUUAGAGAACAUUGCACAAGGGUUCAAAUUAUUGAACGCUAUUCUCUCUGCAGGCUUGGAUAUCCCUCCAGGAAUGGUAAUUCCCACUGAAUUGAGUCUGGAGAUCAUCAAUAGAUUCGCUUAUCCAGUUUUACCAACAAAUCUGUACAUACUCGUUGCUUCGUGCUUGCAAGUCACCGCCAGACUGGUUCUGAAGUAUCCUGAAGACAUUUUAUCCAGGAUGAGGGUUGGGGUUUAUCCAAAGUUCAAUACUGGAUUCCAGGAUGUCAUGGAACUUUCUAAAGCAUCUUCAUUUGACGGAGGAUUGAUUGCUUCUUGGUUAUCAGGAAUUGAAACCAUUCAGCAUCAAUAUCCUGUAUUAAAUGCUUACCUAGACACUUUAUCGAAUUAUCUAGUUGCUAAACACAGUACAGAAGUCAUGGACAAUGUCGAGAUCCCAGGGAUGGUGUUUCUUCUUCAAGGAGUCCUACCAAAAUUGGACUCGUGGUAUUUUAUUUCGGAAUCAGAACGAAUUGAUCUUUGGUUCAAGUCAAUGUUCUGUAUCCAUCGAGUGCUAGAUGCCAACCUAUCGAAGGAUGAACCGAGGAAGAAAUUGCAGUUGGUGGUUGCUUACAGUCUGUUGUAUCUCGAGCCCAGACAUGCAUUGUUGAAGCUGAUUAGAACAGGAGAGAGAAAUUUGAGGAGCAAAAUGAUGAACGAAACAGACUGGAUCAGUGGGAAGGGGUUCAAGAUCAUCAAGAGUGUACAGUUGGCUCUCUCCCUGGUCAAUCGAUUAUUGAUGUUCAGAAAGAAUCUUGGAUUGAGUCAUGAUGAACGAUCUCCAUUGGAGGUGGCACUCUACACCUCUCCAUCUCUACCAAAUGCUCUUCUGAUUGUUCCAACGAUUGUUAACUAUCUUUACGUCGAAUUUAGUCCUGCGUUACAGGCAAUGGCAGUAAGAUUACUCAAAAAAUUUGCGCAGGGGUUCUCGAUGUCCCUUUUGGUCUGCAUGGGAAUGGAUGGAACGGCUGUCAGAGGAACCUUUGCCUCGAGGUUGAUGUCUCCAACGUGUUCAGUCGAAGUCAAAGUGGCUAUUCUUGAGCUAGUUGCUAUUUGUCUCGAGAAACAACCUGGGUUGACGGAGGCUCUCUUCAAUAUCAUGCAUCAGGCUGAACAGAGAAGAAUCUUCCCUAGACCUGCUGACCAAUUUCUGACAGAAGGAUGCAGUCAGUUCUUGGAUUUGUACUUGAAGAGAAUGCCCAAUGAGAAGGAAAUUGUCUGUGAUCGACUGUACGAUAAUACAAUAAAUUUGUUGAGAGCAAUGUGGUACAACAGAAACGUCAUUCUGGUAAAUUUCUUCAGGAGACGAGAGAAAUUCUGGACACAAGUGUUUUCUCCUCUCUUCAAUCCACUAAUUCGAGGAUCCAGAGGUUAUGCACACCUAAUUGACAUCGCAACGUUGGAAUUGUUUGAAUCUUUACCCACUUCAACUCCUGAGGAUGAUUUCACGAAAAACCUGGAAAAACUUCUGCAUAAAGACGAUCAUUGGGAACGCAUCAAUGAGUAUAUCUUGAUGAAUGUUCCUUCAUCCACUUCUACCACUUCAGCUAGCGAUAAACCAAAAUCUGAGCCUGAUGACAACAACGUGGAAGCACCAUUGUACGAAGCAAACAUUGAAGCUUGGUAUCACUUCAUCGUGACUCUAACAGACGCAAAAAUCUCUAGUGAAUCGCUAUCGCGGAUUGAACCUAAACGGAUUCAAUUUUUAAUGAGAUUGACGUUAGAAUCGUUGUCAUUGAAAGUUAAGAGAACUUCUGACAUUGGAGAUGCGCGGAUAACUAUGUUACUAGCUUCACUAGCACUCAGAUGUGUCUAUACUUGGAGGGAAAAGUGUAUUGAUGAUUCAGCAGUCUUCAUAGACAAGAUCGUGCAGUUGAUGGAGAAUAUAUUCCACUCGUACACUGCUUAUGGAAUCCCCUUACGGAGGAUUUUAAUUUCGUUGCUGCUGGGAUGCAUUCAGCUUGUGAAAUCAAGUUUAUCAGACGACAGAUCAAGUCUAGAAUAUCUAUUAGUCCACUCUUGCUUAUUGUCAAACAUUGAGCUUCAUAAACUAGGAGAAACAGCGAAGCAGACUAAAGAAGCUAAUUUGAACCAUGAAGAAAGAGACCGCGACCACCUGGAAAGCACAAAACCCUCGAGCCUACCGAACCCUCAUCAAGAAUGCAGUCCAGCGACCUUGGCUAUCAGUAUGGUGACGUACUUAUUGCGUUGUGAUCCCCACAAGCAAUCCCCGAAAUACGCAGGAAGGUCCAGCAGUCUUCACCUUCGUCAAAUGAUUCCAGAACUGAUGAACUGCCUUCAUGAUACUCUACAAAUUCACAAAUUCGUGGGCUUCAGUAAAGCCGCACUAGAAUUUCUAGGGACAAUUGCACGUUCUCCAUACUACAAUCCAUCUCCAAGACCUAUUGAUGAUGAGGAGUCGAUUGCAAAACUCUGGUUGGGGUUGGUUCCUCCCCAGGUCCUAGGAGGCAGCAUGUUGGAGUCUUUGUACGAUGAUAGGGCAAACGUGGGACAGUGGAGAUGUCAGGAUUGGUGGCAAAUUUAUACUCUAGGUAUUGAGUUCUUGACUGGACUCAUCACGAAUGGAUGCAACGGGGAUCAACCCAAUCUUCCUCCAACGAACAUCAGUCCAAUCAUCCUAUUCCUUGGAUCACACGAAUUUCAAUUGAUUGAAAUAGCUACCUUGUUGAGGCAUACUGCAGACCCGCUAGCUAUCGAUCUAGUUCAAUCCCUUGUGGCUUUGAUAUCUGCAUUGACAGUACAAAAAUCAAUUUGGACUAUCAUCCAGCCAAGUGUGAGAGAAGGACUCAUGAAAUGCAUGUACUUGAUUUAUGAUUCAACAGUGAAUCUCCUGCUUCGUCCUCGCAUUCUAAAGUUCAUCAUUGAUGGAGUGAGGGUGGAGAGUGCAGAGGACCUUCAUUUCUGUGAUGAAAAGCCUCCCAGUAAUGAAUUGCAGUUGCUGGUUAAUAAAUUGAUCGUCGUCAACUGGUGGUGUACUCAGUGCUUCUUGAGAUUUUCCCCUCGAUUGAAUGCUCUAGUAGAUACUAUUUAUACUCAAGACUUCUGGGAUACUCCUCUUGCUGAGAUGAAUUUUGGACCACCCCAAAUGUCGAUGAGCUCGGGUCCCAGCCUCACAUAUGGAACAAUCAUCAGUUCGACUCAAUUAUUCACACAAGCAUUGAACUCACAGUUAAUAGUGGGGUCGUCUUCGAUUAGUCAGCAGGGAGUUUCUAGGGAUGGGAUAGAUUCAGCUAAACGAGAGUGGGAGCGAGCGACCCCAGAAAACGUCAGGAAGCUUCAGCCGAAGGAUUUAAUGAGAAUUCUCAAUCCUCAGUUAUCAGGAUAUGUAUCGGGUCCUGAGGUGCUGGGACACCCUAGGCUUCUACGAAGGCCUUACGACCCUCUCAUAGUGGAAAAUACUAUCCUAUCAAGAGCAACGUCCUUCGCCCAUCACAGUGGGCGUCAUCAUUCAAAUAAAAAUGGACAGAAUUCAGGACAAAUUGGAAAUACUGGACAAUUAACGCCAUCAGGAAGGAACGAUCGAACUGAUGCCAAUCCGUGGUUCUCCUCCAUGAAUGAGAACAACUCUAGGUUAGCAUUGGAAGUGAACCUCGUUCUUGUUCUGUGUCAAACAUUGGAGGGGGUCAAGAGCCCGAGAUUAGCAUUGAGGGAUCGUCAAUUGAUUGCGAGGGAAACUGCCAAUGAGAUUGGCGUUUUCUUUGAUUUUCUAGAGCAAAGGGGGUCGGGUUUGCUCGAGUGGGCGAUUGAAGGCGUACUUGUGGGGGGUGGGCUCCAUGAUUCAAUUGUAAGAGCUGUAAAACCGAAUGUUAAAGGAGGAUCAGGUUCUCUGACAGUGAGACUUAAGGAGGGUUCCACCAUCAAUAAAGUACCCGUGGGAUCUAUCGAUCAUGAUCCUCCAGAGGCCACCAGUCGGGAAGCUAUUUCAUUGAGACUAGAAACCCGUCUUGAGGACAACAUCUUGACCACUGGAACUUUUGUUACUACAGCAACUGGAAUUCGAUUUCUGUCGUUGAUUGGAAAACUAUUCAAGUCAAUGCUGGAGUCACUCGACUCUGCUCCCUAUGGAUGAUAGAGCAUGUCGAUUGUCUUCGUAUUUUUCUAUUAAUUUGUGCUAAUGUACGCAGAACGUUUGUCAUUAGACUUCUGAAGCGAUAGAAAUAAAAAAAUGUCAACACAUUAA
Molecule: messenger RNA, 6084 nt
Organism: Diachasma alloeum
Lineage: Eukaryota; Metazoa; Arthropoda; Insecta; Hymenoptera; Braconidae
Gene: Nup188
Product: nucleoporin NUP188 homolog
Exons: 2
Coding region: 148-5973 (1941 amino acids)
Biological process (GO): RNA export from nucleus; protein import into nucleus
Cellular component (GO): nuclear pore inner ring
Molecular function (GO): structural constituent of nuclear pore
Source: RefSeq, a predicted model, not a curated record